AUGCAGAUGGCGAUCGAUAAGGCGCGCAACAUCGGUGUGGGCGUGGUUACGAUGUUCAAUGCCGGGCAUUCGGGCGGAAUCGGGCAUCACGCGACGCUUGCGGCGGAGCAGGACAUGAUUGGCUUCGUGACGACUGCGGGCGGCGCGCAGGUUGUGCCGACUUUCGGCUCGGAGGGCAGGCUGGGCACGAACCCGAUCGCACUUGCCGCGCCUGCUGCGACUGAGCCGCCGUUCCUGUUCGACGCGGCGACUUCCAAUGUUGCGGGGAACAAGCUGGGACUUGCACGCAGGGUGAGUGCAUCGCUGCUGCCUGGAUGGAUAACGGAGCAGGACGGGACACCUAUCCUGGAGAGACGGAUGUGCCCGAGCGAGGCGAAUACUGGCACCUUCCGCUUGGCGGGACGCGAGAGAUGGGUUCGCACAAGGGGUAUGGUCUGGCGCUGA
Molecule: messenger RNA, 444 nt
Organism: Geodia barretti
Lineage: Eukaryota; Metazoa; Porifera; Demospongiae; Tetractinellida; Geodiidae
Source: the annotation of a GenBank genome assembly